Messenger RNA from Trichobilharzia szidati, 760 nucleotides. The record is from the annotation of a GenBank genome assembly. Lineage: Eukaryota; Metazoa; Platyhelminthes; Trematoda; Strigeidida; Schistosomatidae.
AUGGGUCGACGUCGAAGUACCAAUAAACCACCACCGAAACGAAAGCCUAUAGUACCACUGGAUAAAGUCUUCAACUGUCCAUUUUGUAAUCAUGGUCGGUCAUGUGAAGUUGUUUUACGUCGUGAUAAUUGUGUUGGAUAUAUCAAGUGCAAUAAGCAAACACAACUUGACUUCAUAAGCGAAAUGUAUUCGUUAGUUUGUCGACCAGUCAAUAUUAUGACAAGGAGAACAAUCAUCAGUACGAAUUAUAGACUAAUGUCCAAUGUUUACUACACCAAGAAACAUGAAUGGAUCAAGAUUGAUGGUAAUCUUGGCGUUGUUGGCAUUACCAAAUAUGCUGAACAGAAAUUAGGUGAUAUAGUAUACGUUGAGCUACCUGUAGUUGGAGAUAAAAUCAAUGCCAAUGAUCAGUGUGCAGUCGUUGAAUCAGUUAAAGCUGUUGGUGAAGUCUACUCUCCUGCAUCAGGUACUGUUGUCGAAGUGAAUACAACUGUUGAAAAGAACACUAAGAUUAUCAAUAAAUCCCCGAUGGAUGAUGGUUGGCUUUUCAAACUCCAACUGUCAGAUGUAUCUCAGCUGAAGAAUCUCCUAUCUGAAGAAAACUAUAACAAAUUUUUAACUUCAGAGUCGUGAUAUUUUUUUCUUCUUCGGAUAUUCAACAGUUCCCUUUUUUUCUGUUCUUGUUUUGAAUCUCUCUCUCUCCUUAAAACAAAAACAAAUAUUCGCUCCAUUACUUUUCAAAACAUAGGUAGAAUUAUUU